Molecule: messenger RNA, 1455 nt
Organism: Elaeis guineensis (African oil palm)
Lineage: Eukaryota; Viridiplantae; Streptophyta; Magnoliopsida; Arecales; Arecaceae
Product: V-type proton ATPase subunit D
Molecular function (GO): proton-transporting ATPase activity, rotational mechanism
Source: RefSeq, a predicted model, not a curated record
CCCGUUUCCUCGGCCAAACAGGGAAAGAAAGGGUGGAGGGGGCAUUUUUUUUUUUUCCCUCUGCUACGUCUUCUUUCCUGCUGAGAUUUCCGGUUGGAGAUCUCAAUCGGAGAAUUCCGAAGAAGAAAGAGGGAUCGCAGAUCGCUGUGGUCCAGAUCGAUUACCUGAGGUUUGAUUGGUAGAAUUUCCUCUGAAUAGCUCAGCAUAACCCUAGUCUUCUAAUUCUAAGGAAGGAAGGAUGUCCGGCCAAGGCCAGCGACUGACCGUGGUUCCCACGGUGACGAUGCUUGGGGUGAUGAAGGCACGCCUUGUGGGCGCUACCCGCGGCCAUGCCCUCCUAAAGAAGAAGAGCGACGCCCUCACCGUCCAGUUUCGAGCAAUCCUGAAGAAGAUCGUCACUACCAAGGAAUCGAUGGGUGAGAUCAUGCGUGCCUCCUCCUUCGCCCUCACCGAGGCCAAGUACGUAGCUGGUGAGAACAUCAAGCAUGUUGUCCUCGAGUCGGUUAAGUCUGCCUCCCUCCGUGUGCGCUCCCGCCAGGAGAAUGUUGCUGGGGUCAAGCUCCCACGGUUCGAGCACUUCUCUGACCCGGGUGCUGGCGAUACCAAGGCUGACCUCACUGGACUUGCCCGUGGAGGCCAGCAGAUCCAGGCUUGCCGUGCUGCGCAUAUUAAGGCCAUUGAGGUCCUUGUGGAGCUUGCCUCGCUCCAGACCUCUUUCCUCACCCUCGAUGAAGCCAUUAAGACCACCAACCGGAGAGUCAAUGCCCUUGAGAACGUCAUCAAGCCGCGGUUGGAGAACACCAUCAACUACAUCAGGGGGGAGCUUGAUGAACUUGAGCGAGAGGACUUCUUCCGGCUGAAGAAGAUACAGGGGUACAAGAAGAGGGAGAUUGAGCGGCAGCUCCAGGCUGCAAAGCAGUUUGCUGAAGAGCAGUUUGCUGAGAAGGUCUCACUCAAGAAGGGUAUCUCCAUUAACUCAGCUCACAACUUGCUUGUUGCUGGGGCCGAGAAGGAUGAGGAUAUUAUCUUUUGAUGUCCGAACAUUUAUUUGGUGAUUAGUGAUUGGAUUCGGGGCGGUAACAAGGAAAUCAGCAGCAGUUGCAUCCAGAAGGGUACCUUCUAUCAAGUGAUGGUGUAUCGCCAUUGAAAAUAGAGGCGGUGGAUUUUUGUUGCUUCAAACAGGAUCUGUUAAUCCUAGAAUUAAACAUUAUAUACAAACUUUAGAAGAAAAUUACUGGUGGCAGCUGUCAUCUUAAGGGAUCUUGAAUUCAUACUGUUUCUUUAGCUGGUUCAUCUUAGAUUUUUUUUUCCCCCUUGUGCUUCACUGUUGUAUCUUAUUCGACAUUUUCAGUUAGGGUAAGAUUGUUGUUACUUAUGUAGUUUGAAUGGUUCACAUUGAUCAAGCUAGUCAGCUUGUUAUGAAUAAAAAAUUGGUGGCAGAAGAUAGCAUGGAGU